Triplophysa dalaica is the source of this 2920-nucleotide messenger RNA. Its product is annotated as probable G-protein coupled receptor 153. Gene Ontology annotation, molecular function: G protein-coupled receptor activity. Gene Ontology annotation, cellular component: membrane. NCBI's taxonomy places the organism in Eukaryota, Metazoa, Chordata, Actinopteri, Cypriniformes, Nemacheilidae. Gene Ontology annotation, biological process: G protein-coupled receptor signaling pathway. The coding region runs from base 384 to 2324 and encodes 646 amino acids. The transcript is spliced from 6 exons. The record is from RefSeq and is a predicted model, not a curated record.
GUGAGAUGUGAAUCAGAGGAUGUUCAAUCAUCCAUCAGUCUGUCUUCUGUUUUCUGGCCGUUACCGGAUUAUAAAUCUCAUCGUAUGAGGAAUAAAACAUCGCAGAAGCCGAAACUGUGUGGAAAUAAAGCGUGACCCUGAAGAAACAUCAUCGUUAAGUCUGGACACAUCGACGAGUUCACAAAAGCAGGCUUCUUACGGCACUGGAUCAGCUCGCAGUGCACGGGCUCCUCCAGCUAUGCCCUCUGGGCCGUCUUCUCAGCACAUCCAGAGGAAGAACCGCCCGCACCCGUAGGAAUGAGCACUCGGGCCCGGCACCUGCUCCUGCCCGCCGUCGCCGCUCCCGUGCCGCUCGCCAUCCCACUCCCCAACGGCUCUCCACCAUGAACGAUGAGGUCAUCAGCACCAACGCACUGGCCUGGCUGGUCUGCUCAGGAGUGUCCAUCCUGGCCAACGCCUGGGGCAUCCUGAGCGUCAGCGCCAAGCAGAAGAAGUGGAAGCCGCUGGAAUUCCUCAUCUGCACGCUGGCCGGCACGCACAUCCUCAAUAUGGGCAUCCCCGUCACCAUGUACUGCGUCAUUCAGCUACGCCGCCAACAUUCCAGUUACGAGUGGAACGAAGGACUCUGCAAGGUCUUCGUCUCCACCUUCUACACCCUUACCCUGGUCACAUGCUUCUCCGUCACGUCCCUGUCCUACCACCGCAUGUGGAUGGUCCGUUGGCCUGUCAACUAUAGGUUGAGUAACACCAAGAAGCAGGCGGUCCAUACAGUCAUGGGCAUCUGGAUGGUCUCCUUCAUCCUGUCCACGCUGCCGGCCGUGGGCUGGCACGAUACCACCGAACGCUUCUACACCCAUGACAACUGCCGCUUCAUCGUCACCGAGAUCGGUUUGGGCUUCGGCGUCUGCUUUCUGUUGCUGAUCAGCGGUAGCGUAGCGAUGGGCGUCAUCUGCAUCGGCAUUGCCCUUUUCCACACUUUCUCUUUGCAGAUGGGCCAAAACGCAGACAAAAACAAAUUCAACGUGCCCACUAUUGUAGUGGAGGACGCCCAGGGAAAGAGACGCUCGUCCAUUGAUGGCUCAGAACCCGUCAAGACAUCGCUGCAGAUCACCUAUCUGAUCAGUGGAAUCGUCUUUAUAUACGACUUUCUAACUGGAUUCCCGAUAUUGGUGGUGAGCUUUGCCAGUCUGAAAUUCGAUCGCUCUUACAGCUGGAUGGUCCUGUGUGUCCUCUGGUGCUCCAUAGCUCAGUCCAUCCUCCUACCCAUGUUUCUAUGGGCUUGUGACCGCUACAGGGCCGACGUUAAGAUGGUUUGGGAGAAAUGCGUGGCCAUCAUGUCCAACGAUGAUGUGGAGGAAGAAAACAGCCAGGACGGAGGCAUUCAUCAGGACUUAAUAUAUGACCGAGCAUUUGACUAUAGCUCCGCUGCUGAUAUCAUGACGGUAGACCGUAUUGCCAAGUACCAAUUGUCCACCUUAGAAAGGGGGGGCCCCCAGGGUUAUCCAAUGAGGGAGCUUCAGGAAGAUAAAAUGCACUAUUUGCAGGUGCCCCCUACAAGAAGAUACUCCCACGACGAAACCGACAUGUGGACCACCGGUCAGAUCCCGUCUUACCUACAUCGCUGGGGCUCCACGGAGGACAUCAUCGGCAUCCCGCAGUACAGCUCGCCGCGCCACGAGAGACGCCGGAGCAGCCCGGCAACUUGCCACGAGGAGAACCAUGCUCAUCGCAAACGCCGGCGGUCCGAGGACAUGCAUUCGCUCAAGCAGAUUCCGCGGGUCGAGCGUUAUGAGGACGAUUUCAAGUGCUUUAGCCGUGACGAAGUCAUCAAUUUCAUCGAUGAGACGCCGCUGGCAAGUCCAAUGCGGAGCCCGUGCCGUGCUUCGGCGGUCUCUCUGGUGCCCGACACAAUUCAGCAACAUGUCAUCUUAUUGCCGCAUUUCCCGCUCACUCAAUUUGAACGUGAGCCUCAAGCGUUGAAACGCUGCUUUGAGCACGGCAAGUGUGCUGCGCCGACUGAAACAGCCCAGGAUGCUUCGAGAAGGGCGAAGGACGUCGGAAAAGGCUCGGGCACGAGGGCAUUACACAAACAUGGGCACGACGAGAAACACGCGACACAGAGGGAUCAUUCGGGCCCGAGUGCAAGGACGGGCGUUCGGCCCUCUUUAGAUGUUAGGACAGCACAGAUCGACGCGCCACCCACUUGGUUGGACGACAAGAACCUGUGUAAAGGCGAAAGCAAAGGAAGCACAAAUAGUUUUAUAAGCUCUGCUUCCCCGGGUUACGUCACUUUUACCACCGAAUCUAUAGGAUCCACAAACUGAUGCACAAUUUCCCCUCAAAUAUUAUACAGCUGUUGCCGAUGCUUGUAAAGUUAGUUUGAUGUUUGACAUUCAUUAGACGUUCGGAAUCAUACCAAUUCAACUCUUUCCACUUGAUAUGUUUUGAGCCCAUAUUGAUUCAUAUAGACAUACAUAGAUGCCCUUUACGUUGCACACGGCUUAAUUUCUAGAAAUAGGUACUUUAAAUGAAUGUAAACCAUAUUUUUAAUGUUUAAUAUACUGUACCAACUUAAAGUGAUAGUUCACCCAAAUAAAUAAGAAAUAUAUAUAUAUAUUUCUAGAAAUUGUGCCUUGUGCAAAGUAAAGGUCAUGUAUUUAUGCCUAUCUGAAUUAGUUUGGGCACAAAACAUAACAGGCAGAAAGAGUUGAAUUGAUAUGAAUUCGAAUGUCUAAUGAUUGUCAAAUGUCAAACUAACGUUUGCCGUCUGUUGAGGCUGUGUUUCUUAGUGUUAUUGGGAGAAGGUUUGAGAUGGCAUGGGGACGUCAUUUUAAUAAUUCAUGGUAUAGAAAUGUAUUGCUUUUCUGUGGGUUGUAAAUGGUUAUUUAUGAAAAUAAACAAGCUGGGUUGUGCAACUUCA